Molecule: messenger RNA, 1390 nt
Organism: Sitophilus oryzae (rice weevil)
Lineage: Eukaryota; Metazoa; Arthropoda; Insecta; Coleoptera; Curculionidae
Product: protein FAM50 homolog
Exons: 5
Coding region: 279-1328 (349 amino acids)
Biological process (GO): chromatin organization
Cellular component (GO): nucleus
Source: RefSeq, a predicted model, not a curated record
AUAAUUCAAAUUGACCAAUGAAAAUGACUGAAAUCAACGGCCGAAUUAGAUCAAUUGCCUUGGUGGAUUCUCGCCUACUUUCCAGUUAAGAAGAGGAUUCCAAGCCGGAUAGUCCUAAUGGUCCUAAUAGCUUAGGCCUUUAAAAUAAUUUAAAAAAGAAGAAGACAAAGUAUACUUAACCCCAGAAAACCAGUUUGUCAAAAGUUGUUUUUUUGGCAAUAAAACGUUACUAUUUUUUCCUAUAUUUUACUGAAAAUCUGAAAGUAUCGUACUAAAAGAUGGCACAUUACAAGGGGGCCGCCAGCGAGGCUGGCCGAGCCAUGCAACUGAUGAAGAAACGAGAGAAAGAAAUGCAAGACCUGGAAAUUCGUAAGAAAAAAAUCGAAGAAGACCUAAGAAUUAAUAACAUCGAAAAUAAGUUUGCAACUCAUUACGAUGCGGUCGAACAACAACUUAAGAGCUCAACCAUCGGACUGGUUACCCUGAACGAAAUGAAAGCGAAACAAGAAAACAUAGUUAAGGAACGAGAAAAGAAACUAGCACAAAAACAAGCCGAAAAGGAACGCGAAAAACAGAGACAACUAGAGGCAAAACAGGCAGAAAAAAAUAAACAAAAAAAGCAGAUUCAGGCACUGUCAUUUACGUUAGACGAAGAUGAGGAUAAAGAUGAUGACAGCGAAGAUAAUGAAGAAGAGAAAGAUCCGGUUUCUUGGAAAAGAGAAGGUGAAACAGCGGAAUCAAGAUUAUUGAAAAAAAUUAAAAAAGAUCCAACCGCAGACACCAGUUUCUUACCAGAUAGAGAAAGAGAAGAAGAAGAAAACAGACUGAGGGAAGAAUUAAGACAGAAGUGGGCGGAACAACAGCAGAAACUCAAAGAAGAGGAAAUAGACAUAACGUUUAGUUACUGGGAUGGCUCAGGUCACAGAAGAACAGUGAGAGUUAAGAAAGGCAACUCGAUAUACCAGUUCUUGCAAAAAGUCUUGGAGCUGUUAAGGAGAGAAUUUUCAGAGCUAAAAACUGUGAUGGCUGAUCAGUUGAUGUACGUCAAAGAAGACCUCAUUCUACCCCAUCAUUACACAUUCUAUGAUUUCAUUGUGACAAAGGCUAGAGGCAAAAGUGGGCCCCUAUUUCAGUUCGACGUCCACGAUGACGUCAGGCUGGUCAGCGACGCUUCAAUCGAAAAGGAGGACAGCCACGCUGGGAAAGUGUUGAUGCGAAGCUGGUACGAACGAAACAAACACAUAUUCCCGGCUAGCAGAUGGGAACCCUACGAUCCUUCAAAGAUUUACGAUAAAUAUACAGUCUCGGACAAAAAUAAAAAACAAUAACAGUAAAAGUAUUAAUUUAAUUCAACAAUAAACAUAUGGUAAUAUUAAAAAAUAAAUAAAUA